Molecule: messenger RNA, 1614 nt
Organism: Symbiodinium necroappetens
Lineage: Eukaryota; Dinophyceae; Suessiales; Symbiodiniaceae
Source: the annotation of a GenBank genome assembly
AUGGGCAACAGCAGCUGUCAGUCAUGCGCAGUGGCAGACUGCGACAAAAGCCCAGCAAAGCCGUGCGCAGCACCAGUGCUCCAAAGCAAGCCUCUGGGGAGCCAGGUCUCCUCGCCGAGCUUAACCUGGGAGUUUAGCCCGCUUGGCCUUGACACGGCCACGUUGCAGCACUUCGCGGUUCAGCUGUUGUCCCCAAGCUUCAACGAGAGUGGCGGACGAAAGGGGGAGGUGCUGAGGAACUUUGUCAAGAGCAUAUCAGCUGCUUACCGACAAGCUGGGUUCCACAACUUUAUGCAUGCCGUCGACACGCUGCAAGCGAUGAGAUGGCAAUGCAGCCAACCGCCUUGGGACAAAAACCUGCAACAUUACCAGCAUUUUGCACUUCUCAUUGCCGCUGUUGCUGUUGAUGUUGGCCACCCUGGCUUCGACAACGCCUUCCUCGUUGAUUCGGGUGAUCCCAUUGCCUCAUGCUACAAUGACAUGUCUCCGUUGGAGAACAUGCACAGUAGCAAGCUUUUCGAGAUUCUGAAGAAGGAUGGACACAAUGUUCUCGGCCACAUCCCCAGUGAGGAAUUCCGCGAGAUGCGAAGGCUCACGAUAGACCUCAUUCUCCACACAGACAAGUACUGUCACAGAGAUGUAGUUGAAGACAUUCGCAUCCUGGCACGACAAGGCUACGCGCCAAAGAGUGCAGAUCCUUCAUCCGAAGAAGGUGCCGCCAUCCUGCAGGUAGUCAUGCGGGCCAUGCUGUUGACUGCAGACCUCUCCAACCAGUGCAGGUCGCUCGACACAGCCAACGCCUGGGCUGCAAUGUUGCAACAAGAGCUAGGCCUUCAAGACGAGCAAGAAAGGGAGCUGGGCCUGCAGGUUUUGCCACUUAAUCGCUGGAAGCCUGCGUUAGCCGACCUUCAGCUCCAUCUGGGUAUGACUCGCACUGGGCCCCUUCUCGGAGCUUGGGUUCGGGUUUUUCCUGCGCUGGCACCAGCCACGAUGCAGCUCUCGAAAAAUGGGACCAGUUGGGCAGAAGCAUGUAUGACUCAAAACGAGGUCGAAGGUGCAUCUGCAUCAGAUGAACGAGCCAAAAAGAUAGAGGCCAUGCUCGACCCAGCGCGCCCGGCUCCUACACUUGGCGAGGCCACGAAAGGACAUGAUCGUUUCGGGUACUUGGCUGCGGCGAGGCCAUACAUCGGCAGGCAGCAGGUGCCGGCAUCGACUUUGAGCAGCCUGAACACCGCCAGUCUCGGCAGCGGCAGUGCUACUACGUCACAGCCCGAAACUGCAGCCUCGCCGACUAACCAGCAGCCUCCACCACUGGUUCGCGAGGUCCGUCGCUGGAAGGAGGGCAAAGGCCUGCAGACAAACAAGGAGUUCCCAUCGUCAAGCAAAGGAAGAGAACUGGUGUUGCUGUACGUGCUGUCUGACCCAAGCAGCAACGGAAAGCCGCUUCCUUUCCAGUUCGUCGACCGGAACAGUGCAUCCUUGUCAGAGUCUGCUGCCGCAGAUGUGGCCGUAGCGAAAGGUGUGCGAGCUGCAUCAGAUGACGUGCAGUAUGAUCGCAAGCGUCGAAUGAGCUGCUUUGAUGGAUCACCUGGAGGACGCAGCGACAGUGACUAA